Molecule: messenger RNA, 934 nt
Organism: Cajanus cajan (pigeon pea)
Lineage: Eukaryota; Viridiplantae; Streptophyta; Magnoliopsida; Fabales; Fabaceae
Gene: PYM
Product: partner of Y14-MAGO
Biological process (GO): exon-exon junction complex disassembly
Cellular component (GO): exon-exon junction complex; cytoplasm
Molecular function (GO): RNA binding
Source: RefSeq, a predicted model, not a curated record
UAUAUGAGGGAUGAGGGAUGAUGGAAGGGGUGGUAUGAAGAAGUAUGAAAGUGAAAGGGGAGGGCGAAGAAGGGGUUGGAACUAGUUUGGUCUAAGUUGGUCGCAGUGGCAGGUAAAGAUGAGCGAGGAAGAUGAAAGAAAGAAGCAAAUAGCGGAGCUGAGCAAAAGCCUGAAAGAGGGAGAGAGGAUCCUGGGCCCAACCAGACGCCCCGACGGAACCCUCCGCAAGCCCAUUCGCAUCCGCGCUGGCUACGUCCCUCAGGACGAAGUCGCCAAAUACCAGCCCAAACCCGCACUCUUGAAAAAGGAGACCGCCUCUUCUGGGCCUCCCGGCUGCGACCCACACGCCCAUGCUGCCAGGCCCAAGACCAAGUCCGUCAAGCGGAACGAGCGCAAGAAGGAGAAGCGUCUUCAAGCUUCUCUCGAAAAGGAAAAGAAUCUCGAAGGUGGCGUCAGCGUCAGCGUCAGCGAUGAUACUGGAAACACAUUGAUCGACCUCACCCACCGUGUAAAUCACCUUGCUCUCCAAGAUUCCUCUCCCUCCGCGCUCGAUUUAGAUAAGAGAAUUCGUGCCCUCAGAAAGAAGAUUCGACUUACAGAAGCAUUGGAGCAGAAAAGUGCAGAGCAAGAUCUGAAGCCAGAGCAGUUGGAAAAGAUAGCAAAACUAGAAGAUUGGCGUAGAGAGUUAAAGCAAUUGGAGGAUGAGAAGGCUGAAACAACCGUAUCAUGAUUAAAGUAUUCGAUUAUAGUGUGACAAAAUGUGUAGUUUCAUCCAUAUUUUCUUGAAGAUAUAUGGGCACUUUCAUGGAAACAGUUUUAUCAAUGAUUUUUCCUUUAAUUUGUCUUUUGCAUGGAUCUUGCGGAUACAGUUAGGCCUUAUUUGGAGAAUGUUUUCAACAACUUUUGAGAAAAUUUAGAAGUAAAAUUAUUUAAA